UAUUCGUUAUCCUAAAAUUUUCAGAUAAAGUAAUUAAAAUGGCUCUUAAACGAAUCAACAAAGAACUGAAAGAUAUUGCAAAUGAUCCUCCUGCUCAGUGCUCAGCUGGACCUGUCGGAGACGAUCCAUUCCACUGGCAAGCAACCAUCCUAGGUCCUUCAGAAUCCCCGUUCGAGGGUGGAGUAUUCUUCCUCAACAUUCACUUCCCGACGGACUACCCCUUCAAGCCUCCAAAGUUUGCGUUUACUACGCGUAUCUAUCAUCCUAAUAUAAACAGUAACGGUGCGAUCUGUUUAGAUAUUCUCAGGUCUCAGUGGUCCCCAGCUCUCACUGUCUCAAAGGUGUUGUUGUCUAUCUGCUCCCUACUCUGUGACCCCAACCCCGACGACCCCCUCGUCCCUGAGAUCGCCAGGCUAUACAAGACGGACAUGAACAAGUACAACGACUGCGCAAAGGAGUGGACAAGAAAAUACGCCAUGUGAUCUAGCUUCGUUAAACACUAGCUUAAUUCAUCCUUCGCUGUCCUUGGAAGACGAUAUUAAACAUUUAAUUCAAUAUUCAGAUUAAAGAUUAGGUGGUAAUACGGUACACUUAGUUUUCUAAAACCUCUUUCCGGUUCAAUUAUAGGCUUUUAUUGAAUUCAGUCGUAUUCUAGACGAGUUACUUUAUCAACUAAUAUACAUUACAUCUAGUACUUAGGAUGAUAUGAGUACUAUACUUCAUUUAAUCAGCAGGAAUGG
This is a messenger RNA of Eurytemora carolleeae, 740 nucleotides long. RefSeq names its product ubiquitin-conjugating enzyme E2-17 kDa. The coding region runs from base 39 to 482 and encodes 147 amino acids. The record is from RefSeq and is a predicted model, not a curated record. Lineage: Eukaryota; Metazoa; Arthropoda; Copepoda; Calanoida; Temoridae. The transcript is spliced from 3 exons. Gene Ontology annotation, biological process: ubiquitin-dependent protein catabolic process; protein polyubiquitination. Gene Ontology annotation, molecular function: ubiquitin conjugating enzyme activity. Gene Ontology annotation, cellular component: nucleus.